Messenger RNA from Bursaphelenchus okinawaensis, 2973 nucleotides. The record is from the annotation of a GenBank genome assembly. Lineage: Eukaryota; Metazoa; Nematoda; Chromadorea; Rhabditida; Aphelenchoididae.
AUGAUGGGGUCGGACGAGCGUCUACUGGAAGAGUCCACGCUCUCCCAGAAGCCUUCUCGGCUAUCAUUGUGCAUGUUACGGGUUUACAAAUUAGCUAAAAGCUUGGUAAUCGCUUUAUUACUCGUCUUUUUACUAUGGUUUUUGCUGAUUAACUUUGGGCCGAGGAAACGAAAGCUACCCUUACACGACGAUGUUAUACAACAACAGUUAAUGGACAUACCAAGAAAUGUAAGUAAAGCUUUGGAGAUAACGUUACUAUGCUUAUUUCGUAUUUUAUGUUCACUAUGGUUUAAGUACGCUACAUUCAAUAAUAUUAAUUUAUUAAUUAAAAAAUAACAAUUGUAAACAAUUUCAGACAAAAGAUGAUUAUGUACAUAUAUAUGUUGCUGAUGACAUACCAGUAGACUACAAUGUCUUUAAAGGUUGUCCAGUCAGCAAUUGUGUAAUAUAUAGAAAUGGUAAGUAUUUGGAAUAACACUUUAUACUUUUCAUAUCUAGAUUCGUUGUUAUCACAAGCUGAUGCUGUAGUUUUAACACCAAAAUCAAAAAUUACUACGGUAAGACCACCACAUCAGACGUGGAUUAUGAGUUUGAUGGAAAGUCCAUUGAAUACGCAGGAUUUGGAAGAGUUUCAUGGGAAGGUAAGUCAUUAUACACAAAUGAGUGCGUGAUAAAGAGAGAGCGAGAGAGAGAGAAAGAGGAAGAGAGAGAGAGAAAAAGUAAAAUGAGAAUGUAAAAAGUUAAAAAAUGAUGAUACUAUUUUUCAGAUCAAUUACAUAGCGUCAUAUCGGUAUGACAGCGACUUCCCUACACCAUAUGGCUACGUGAAGAAAAUUAAACAACAAUUACCGACUAAACGACAUAUUAACAGUAAAGGUAGGUACCUAUAAGUUAAUGUAAAAUAGAAUCGUUUUAAUCAUGUUUAAUAUUAUAUAUAUCUGAAGUGGCACAACAAUUUAAAAGUGUUAUAAAGUAUAGCAAAUAAUCUUACAACAAAAUAUUGUUUCAGAAAAAUCAGGUAAAAUACUGUGGUUAGUUUCAAAUUGUUUUACUCCGAGCAGAAGAGAUGUGAUAGCUGAUGCUUUAAGUCAAUAUAUGACAGUGGAUAUCAAAGGUAAAUGUGGGAUGGGCAGAGUUGGAACGGAAGAAGGAUUCAGAUUAAUGAGGGAAGAAUACAAGUUUUAUUUGGCAUUUGAAAACUCACAAUGUAAAGACUAUGUUACUGAGAAGUUGUUCAAUGCCUUACGGUAAGUAUAAGUAUAGUUAAUAUAAAUACUAUUAAUUAGUGAUAAAAAUGUAAAAAAUAGAUUUUUUGAGGAUUAUAUGUAUGUCCAAGUAUACGACAGAGCUUCCAUAUCAAAAAAGUUAUAUUAAAGCUUUAAAAUACAACGUAAAAUACAAAACACUAUAGUAAUUUACCCCCUGCCACAGUUAGAGUCUCCACAAGCCAACCACAUCUUUACUAGUCCAUUAUCGUAUGUGCCGUAGUUACUGCCACUUGAAAACAUAGGGCUGUUUAGACUGUUAUAGCUUUUGUAGUCAUAACUGCCUCCAUACCUUCGAUAAUUGUUGUAGUUACUGUACCUAUUAUAGUUGUAGUCAUAGUAAGAGUUAGUGUUGUAGCCAUUGUAACCGUACGGACUUACGUAUGGAUAUGACAAUGAUAGUGGUAUAUACAGUAGGAAGAUAGAUAUUAAAGCGUAUGUUGAUAGCUUUGAAAACAUUUUUGGAUAGAACUUGGUAAAACACAGUAGAAGAAAAUUGGGUAAGUAAUAUGGUACUGUUUAGUAUGAUUACAGUAUUGUAUUUGAGUAUUAGUACAAAAAAGUUAUCGCACAAACUGUGAUGACAGUUGUCAAAAUCUCAUUACAAAAUAAUGUAGCUCUCCCCCAUACCACAACCUUGACUUAUAUACCCUGCCAAUGCCUUCUUCCGCUUCGGUAGUUCUGUUUACAACGGUUACAGUAGGAGUAUCUGUUAACAGUGAUUCGGUUAAUGAGAAGUGAAGAAUCCUAUAAACAAUAAUAUGCACUAAUUAACCAUUAUUACAUCGUCGUUUUUUAUAACUGGCGAAUGGCAGGGUGAUUUACUGCUUGUGACAAUUCCAAAAAGCAACAAACCUGAUGUUGAAAAAGGAAAGAUUUUUGGUGAAGAAUAGGAUUUGAAGUAGACAAACUAUAACUUUUGAUAUAAGAUUAUUAAAAAAUACAGUAAUUUUGAAAAUAAUUAAAUAAAAUUAAAGUUCAUUUAAUUGUGGCAUGACAGUAAAACCUCUUCAGUGCAAACCUCUAUAGUACGACACACACUUUAUAAUGACAACUUUUUGACCGCAAUUUGUAAUAGAACUUCUAUCAAAAAUUACCUGGAUAGUCUGACACUCUGAUUAUAAUGGCACUUUGGUCUAGUAUCUUGAGUGUCAUACUAAAGAGGGCUGACUGUAUAUUAUAAAGCGGCACUGAAAAUCAAAAAUAUACCAUAAAUUAAAAUAAUUUGCUAUUUUAAGAAAUGACAUUUUGCCAAUUGUCUAUGGAGAAAAGAAGAGUUUUUAUGAAAAGAUUGCACCACCACAUUCCUUCAUACAUGUUGACGACUUCGAUAGUGUGAAAAAACUUGCUGAGUAAGCUGCCGAACAAAUUUUUUAUUUUUUAAGUUUAUUUUUGAUUACAGUAUGAAUUUUUAAAAUUUUACCUUUUUGGUUUUAUAUUAGGUUGUCAAAAUAAUUCUGUGCUCCUUUUUAAAGCAAAUGCUCGGAGUCUCUACAAAGCUCAUUUUAGAUACCUAAUCUACUUGGACAAGACACCAUCAGCUUAUGCGGAGUAUUUCAAAUGGAAGAGUAACUAUUACCUGUCGAAUUCCCAAUUUUACUGUCGAUUAUGUUCAAAAUUACAGGAGAAAACGACUAAAGUCUACGGUAGUCUCAACGAUUGGUGGAGUAAAAAAGAUUGUACUCAAGUUUCUAGACCUAAAAUUUAA